Australozyma saopauloensis is the source of this 1854-nucleotide messenger RNA. It is a transcript of the gene SAL6, whose product is annotated as Sal6p. The record is from RefSeq and is a predicted model, not a curated record. Lineage: Eukaryota; Fungi; Ascomycota; Pichiomycetes; Serinales; Metschnikowiaceae. The transcript has a single exon. Bases 1 to 1854 code for a protein of 617 amino acids. Gene Ontology annotation, biological process: regulation of mitotic cell cycle; chromosome segregation. Gene Ontology annotation, molecular function: protein serine/threonine phosphatase activity. Gene Ontology annotation, cellular component: cytoplasm; nucleus.
AUGGGAAACAGCCCCUCCAAGAAUGAUCCUCUACCGAAUACCUCCAACGCAACACUGACUGGUGCGCUGGCGCUGGCAGCCGGCGACGUCGAGGCUGACGAGCCGAAUCUAUCGGCGCUAUCUCGGCCUACCGGAAACGGUAGCCCCUCUGCUUUUCUGCAACCCCCUCCACUUCACCAAUCAAGCGAGGAACAGAGUUUGUCUCCAAACGUCAAUGAUGCGUCUAUAGCGAUGUUGCUGUCGUCGACGUCUGCUUUGGCUUCGUCCUCGGCGUCUGUGGUUCUGGCCUCUGUAGUUCUGGCCUCUUCGAACCCGGUGUCGAUCCCGGCCCCCCAUCAACCAAAGAACACAGCUGCCAACCGUCUGUCUACCGAUUACACGUUGGAGAUCGAUACGGCUAUGGCGCGGUUGGUGGUCACCGACCGCUCUGCGUCUGUUUCUGGUCCAUCGUCUACCUCUUGCUUGGCAGUACUGUCGCUGUGGAAACUGGCUCUGUCUUUGGACUCUCAACGAAGCGACAAUCUCCUGGUGUCUCCUGUGUUCACCCUGUGUGACAAGGAUGAAAGCCUGGUUCUGUCCAUGUACUCGUUCUCCAAUCUGCCUACGGCACUUCUGAAGGCUUCUGUGAACGUCGUAGGUGCUAGUGCUUCUGAGUCCAGCUUAGAUCCCAUCGUAGAAGUUGUUUCCGAACUGACCCCGGAGCCUUUGCUUGUAAAAACUCGUUCGUCUACUUCGUCCACUUCGUCUGCUUCCACUGCUGCUACUUCCUUGGCACAACCAAAACUGGCCGUUCGCAAAUCGGUCCGUGAUACUGUGCGUGAGUCUGUCCGUAAAUCCACCAUUCCUGCCGGAAAAUCCUCGUCUGCCUCGUCUUCGCCCUUGUCAACCUCUCCUCCUGUUCCUGCUGUCAAAUUGGACUUUGAUAUCGACGGUGUGAUUUCGCGCUUGGUCAAAGCCGGCAAGUCCGGAAUUUCUGGAAAAAAGAAGGAUCGCAAGUCCAAGGAUAAGUUGCCACUCACUCCGCAGGAAAUCAAGUCUAUUUUGGCCCGUGCCCGCGCAAUUUUCAUGGAACAACCGACUCUCCUUCAGUUGGCCCCUCCUGUAAAGAUUGUGGGUGACAUUCAUGGCCAAUACCACGACUUGAUUCGUAUUUUUAACUCUUGCGGAUACCCACCACAAACGAAUUACCUCUUUUUGGGUGAUUAUGUGGACCGUGGCUACAAGUCCUUGGAGUCUAUCUUAUUGUUGUUGUGCUACAAGAUCAAAUACCCUGAGAAUUUUUUCAUGCUCAGAGGUAAUCAUGAGUCUGCCAAUAUCACCAAGAUUUACGGCUUCUACGAUGAGUGCAAGCGUCGUUUACCUGCCAUUACUGGCAGCCACCGUAUGUGGAAAAACUUCAUUGAUGUCUUCAACACCUUACCAAUUGCUGCGACAAUCAAUGACAAGAUCUUUUGUAUCCACGGCGGAUUGUCUCCCGAGCUUACCAGUUUGAAACAAAUCCAACAGAUCCAGCGCCCUACUGAUAUUCCAGACAAGGGAUUGCUUGCGGACUUGUUGUGGUCAGACCCUGAUCCAUCGGUGCGAGUCUUUUCGCCGCACGUAUGGCCGAAGAACGACCGUGGUGUUUCUUACUGUUUUGGCAAGAAGCACGUUGACUAUUUUUUGGAGAAGUUCAACAUGGACUUGAUUGUUAGAGGUCAUAUGGUCGUGGAAGAUGGAUAUCAGUUUUUCAACAAGCGGAAGCUUGUGACUGUGUUCCUGGCUCCCAACUAUUGUGGUGAAUUUAACAACUAUGGUGCCGUUAUGAGUGUUGACCGUAGUUUGUGCUGUUCCUUCGAAUUGAUCAAGCCCUGA